Molecule: messenger RNA, 1045 nt
Organism: Ictalurus furcatus (blue catfish)
Lineage: Eukaryota; Metazoa; Chordata; Actinopteri; Siluriformes; Ictaluridae
Source: the annotation of a RefSeq genome assembly
AUGAGCCCCUACAUCAUCACAAUUUUAUUAUCAAGCCUGGGCCUUGGCACGGCCCUUACCUUUAUAAGCUCCCACUGACUAUUAGCAUGAAUAGGACUAGAGAUUAAUACCCUAGCAAUUCUCCCCUUAAUAGCCCAACACCACCACCCCCGAGCAGUAGAAGCCACCACUAAAUACUUUCUAGCCCAAGCCGCCGCCGCAGCAACUAUCCUGUUCGCCAGCACUAUCAACGCCUGAGCUACGGGAGAAUGAAACAUCUACUGCCUAUCCCACCCCGCCGCAACAAUCUUAAUUACCAUGGCACUAGCACUAAAAGUGGGACUAGCCCCCGUACACUUCUGAAUGCCCCCGGUCAUACAAGGCCUAAACUUAACUACAGGGCUAAUCAUAGCCACCUGACAAAAACUAGCCCCAUUCGCACUAAUUAUUCAAAUAGCCCCAUUUACCCACCCGCUCCUACUAACAACCCUGGGGCUACUAUCAGUUUUCAUCGGGGGCUGAGGAGGCCUAAACCAAACUCAACUACGAAAAAUUCUAGCCUACUCAUCCAUCGCCCACCUCGGCUGAAUAAUCAUUGUUACACAGUAUAAACCACAGCUAACCGUACUAGUAUUAAUCACAUACAUCAUCAUGACAUCAGCAACAUUCCUGACAUUUAAACUAAUAGCCACCACAAAAAUUAAUACCCUAGCAAUAAGCUGGGCCAAAGUGCCCACUAUUACAGCCAUAGCUGCCCUAGCCCUACUAUCUCUAGGAGGCCUCCCCCCACUAACAGGUUUUAUGCCAAAAUGACUGAUCUUACAAGAACUAACCAUACAAGGACUUCCCCUCACCGCAACAAUAAUAGCACUCAGCGCUUUAUUAAGCUUAUACUUUUACCUACGACUCUGUUACGCCAUAACACUAACAAUUUCCCCCAAUACAAAUAACUCCUCCGCCCCCUGGCGCAUGCAAAACACACAGGCCACAGCCCCUCUCGCCACCCUAAUAAUUAUAACCCUGCUACUCCUUCCCCUCACCCCCCUGGCCCAAACACUAACCAAUU